UUUGUUCCAAUUAUAGGUGGACCAAUAGGUAGUAUGCUUGCACUUUAUCAAGUCUAUCUUUCAACUACAUUUGGCAUUCCUUUAUGGCUGUUUUUACAAAUGAUAAUGAAUAUUGCUAUUGAUCUUAUAUUCAGUAUCAUCCCACUCCUCGGUGGUUUCCUUCAUAUGUUUUACAAAGCAAAUACAUAUAAUUAUGAGGCAUUA
Molecule: messenger RNA, 204 nt
Organism: Cokeromyces recurvatus
Lineage: Eukaryota; Fungi; Mucoromycota; Mucoromycetes; Mucorales; Mucoraceae
Exons: 1
Source: RefSeq, a predicted model, not a curated record